GGUGUGGUAGUGCGCCUGCUUGUACAUGCCGAAUCGCCACGAUGGCUCCCACCCGAUGCUCUCCAGCCGCCUCUCGACCUCGUCUAUGCCUCCGUCUUCUUUCAAGAUGGGCUGAAUAAGCUUCGGAAAGAACAGCGCCGGGAGACCAUGCGGUGCAGACAUGGGCGAGUAAUCGUCCGUGGUGAGGAGGAUCGCCGUCAUUGUGCCAUUGUCUGUGUCGGUGACUUGACCGCCGGCUGAAGCUCAAGUGGCCUUUAAAGUGGAGUAGGUUGGCCUUUUCUAGUUUCGUUCGGGACUCGGGACGGUUCUGCGCGAAAGAAAGUGCCACUGUUGGCGGUGGGGGGCGCAUGAGGCACUACUCUAAUUCUUCUUCCACGCUGCAGCGACGAAGAGCGAGGAACAUGGCGUCAACGUCGACGUCAAGACCGGGACCGGGACUAGAGACGCGGGGCAGGAGGCUACUGAGCAGUCGGACAUGGCAGACUGCACUAGCCUCGACGACGGCCUUGACCGCGUCGUUCUUGGUCUCGUCGGCGUCGACGCGCGAAACGCUUGUCUCGGUGCUUCUCCUGCCGGGCCUGCUUCCGACGCUGAUCCUCACAGCCCUCGCGCCGAUUCUGACGUCGCACGUCAUCGGCAGCACCCGCUCUGCGUUUAUUGACAAGGGUUUCGCGGGGAGGGACCUUCUCAAGGCCACGUCGGACCUCGUCCCCGAGUCGGCCGGGCUGCCCACGAGCAUCCUCUACCUCUUGCUCCUCUGCCUCUUUGUGCCCUUUCGCUACGGCGCGGCAGCGGGGCGAGGCGCACAUCUAGCGGGAAAGGGCGACGAUGUGUGGGAGGCAUGGGAGCUCGCGAAGAGCAACGCACCCGAUGGAGGAUGGUCGGGUGCCAUGAAGGGCCGGCGAGGCUUUCCCCAUCAUGAGCUGGCAACAUACCUCUCCUCGCUCCUCUCGAUUCUCUCCUCGGUCAUGCUGGGCUUUCUGGACGACGUCUUUGACAUUCGGUGGAGGCUCAAGAUGCCCAUCCCUCUUCUGGCCAGCCUGCCCAUGCUCGUCGUCUACCGCGCGGGCAGGGGAGGCACCUCGGUCGUCGUCCCCGGCUGGCCUGCCUUUCUCCGAGAGAUUCUCGGCAACAACAUCGUCAAUCUGGGCCCUCUCUACUAUCUCUUCAUCCUGCUCCUCUCGACCUUUUGCGUCCACAGCAUCAACAUCCUGGCCGGGAUCAACGGCGUCGAGGUCGGCCAGGCCCUCGUCAUUGCUCUCUCGCUGUGCAUCAACGACAUCCUCUACCUCGAUCCAAAGGCCGGUGAGCCCGGCAGCUUUGCCAGCAUCGAGCUGCGCGACCGCCACCUCUUCAGCCUCGGCCUUCUGCUGCCCUUUUGCGGCUGUUGCAUCGGCCUCUUGUCCUGGAAUCGAUACCCGUCGCUCGUCUUUGUCGGGGACACGUUCUGCUACUUUGCAGGUCAGGUCCUCGCCUGCGCCGGCGUCCUCGGCCACUUCUCAAAGACGUUGCUCCUCUUCUUCGUCCCCCAGCUCUUCAACUUUGCCCUCAGCCUUCCUCAGCUGGCCCACCUUGUGCCGUGUCCCCGCCAUCGGGUGCCCGAUGUUGAUUUGGAGACGAUGCGGCUGCAUCCUUCCAUUGCCGUCUUCCCCAAGGAGAAGCCUGCUCGACCCAUCACCGUCCUCGUGCUCCGUCUCUUUUCUGCGCUGCGAUUCGUAUCGCUCGAAUGGGAGGAGGCAGAAGAGGAGGGCAGGCAAGAAAGACAAAAAGGAAAGAAAAAGAGACUGGCGAGCACGACGAAUCUCACGAUUCUCAAUGCGCUCCUCGUCUUUCGCGGUGUCGAGACUCGCAGGUCGGGUAGCAUCAUCAAGCAGGGCAGUCGGUUGCGGGGGCCAGCCAUCACGGAGCUCGGGCUCUUUUGGCAUGUCAUGAUUGUCCAGAUUGCCUGCAGUGCAGCGGCCUUUGCUGUGCGAUACUGGCUUGCAGCUAUUGUGUUUCCGUGAUUGACUUCGGUAAUUG
This is a messenger RNA of Acaromyces ingoldii, 2019 nucleotides long. RefSeq lists its product as hypothetical. NCBI's taxonomy places the organism in Eukaryota, Fungi, Basidiomycota, Exobasidiomycetes, Exobasidiales, Cryptobasidiaceae. Gene Ontology annotation, biological process: dolichol-linked oligosaccharide biosynthetic process; protein N-linked glycosylation. The coding region runs from base 348 to 2003 and encodes 551 amino acids. The record is from RefSeq and is a predicted model, not a curated record. Gene Ontology annotation, molecular function: UDP-N-acetylglucosamine-dolichyl-phosphate N-acetylglucosaminephosphotransferase activity. The transcript is spliced from 5 exons. Gene Ontology annotation, cellular component: membrane.